Molecule: messenger RNA, 1257 nt
Organism: Solanum pennellii
Lineage: Eukaryota; Viridiplantae; Streptophyta; Magnoliopsida; Solanales; Solanaceae
Product: putative disease resistance protein RGA4
Exons: 3
Coding region: 1-1257 (418 amino acids)
Biological process (GO): defense response to other organism
Molecular function (GO): ADP binding
Source: RefSeq, a predicted model, not a curated record
AUGGACCAAUUACAAGGUUGUUUGGGAGAGGUUUUGCAACAGAAAAGGUAUUUACUUGUGCUGGAUGAUGUGUGGAAUGAAGAUCAACACAAGUGGACAGAUAUGAGGGAGUUGCUGAUGAAUUGUUCCAGAGGUAGUAAAAUUGUUGUCACUACACGUAGUAAGAUGGUUGCUUUGAUUACUGGAACAGUUCCGCCUUAUUAUUUGAGAGGCCUUGGGCAGGACAAUUUGUUUCCUAAUCUAGUAGAAAUAGGAAAAGAAAUUGUGAAAAAGUGUGGAGGAGUGCCUUUGGCUGUGAAAACCUUGGGAAGGUUGUUGUACAUGAAAACAGACAAGAACGAAUGGUUGCAGAUAAGAGACAAUGAGAUAUGGGAAAUCGAACAGAAUAAAUCUGACAUCUUACCAAUAUUGAGGUUGAGCUAUGAACAGAUGCCAUCACAUCUAAGACAGUGCUUUGCCUAUUGCCCCAUGUUACCCAAAGGUCAAGAAAUUCCGAGGGAGGAUUUUAUCAAUCGCUGGGCUCAAGGAUUUAUCCAGAGUUCAAACAGAAACAGGAAGUUGGAAGAUAUCGGUAAUCAGUACUUUGAUGAGUUGCUAUCAAGGUUUUGCUUCCUAGAUGUGGUACAAGCUUUUGAUGGAGAAAUAUUGGCUUGUAAGAUACACAAUCUUGUGCAUGAUCUUGCACAGUCAGUAUCAGGUGCAGAGUGCUUAAAUGUGAAACCCAAUGCUUUCGUGGUUUCUGAGAGAGUUCGCCACUUAUUCUUCCAUGCAGAAGAUAUGUCUAGGAAAUACUUCCCCAGAUUUUUGCUUCCUUUGCAUAAGCCAGAACUGGUGCAGCAUUUUACUGCACUUCGGUUGUUGCGUAUCUACGAAUGCCCAAGUUUAUGUUCUCUUCCAAGCAGUAUUAGAUAUCUUACUUCACUUGAAAAGCUAUGGAUCUGGAACUGUGAAGAACUUGAUUUGAUUGAUAGAGAAGGAAUGUCAGGCCUAACAAGUCUUCAAUCCUUGCUUCUAAUGGGGCUUCCUACGUUGGUGACUCUACCAUUGGAACUCAAAGAUACCGCUCCUACAACAUUGAAGUACUUCAGAAUCGCCGAUUGUCCCUACCUGGUGGAGCUUCCAGAGUGGCUGCCGAAUUGCUCCUCACUUCAGAGACUGUAUAUAGAGGAUUGUCCUGUUUUGGCAUCGAUACCUCAAGGAAUCUACAACCACAAUGCCAACGUCCAUAUAAUCGACUGUCCAUUGCUAGGUGGAUGA